Spodoptera frugiperda (fall armyworm) is the source of this 589-nucleotide messenger RNA. RefSeq lists its product as uncharacterized. Lineage: Eukaryota; Metazoa; Arthropoda; Insecta; Lepidoptera; Noctuidae. The transcript is spliced from 2 exons. The coding region runs from base 80 to 538 and encodes 152 amino acids. The record is from RefSeq and is a predicted model, not a curated record. Gene Ontology annotation, molecular function: protein binding.
AUUAAUUACCGAAAUACAAUUUUUCUCUUUAGACUCUCGCAUCUCGGUUACGGUUGUCGUUUGGUAAAACACAUACACUAUGAUACUACAAUUACUUAGGAAAUUGGCAUCAUGCAAAUUACUUACUGUAGCUGUCACUUGGAUCGUUUUUGUUAUUAUAAGCAUCCACCACUACGCCAAAGGUGCAAGCUAUAGUGAACUUAAGGGAGAAAUGGGGCUUGUUGAUCCAUAUCAGAUAGACCAGGAGGCCAUUAAUCUGGUCGACAUUGAAAACAUGACAACCUGCGACUGCCCGCGAGUCCACUAUCCCGUGUGUGCGAACAACGGAGAAACCUAUAUAAACCAUUGUGUUUUAAGAUGUACUGGUGAUUCUGAAUUUCUAAGAUUCGGCCCAUGUGUGAUGUACAGAAGAAUGGAUAAUGUUGCAGUCUUCCCAAUACGAAUCCCAACGAAAUGGAAGAUGUCGAAGAAUCAUUCCAUUAUCGAGAUUGACGAUCGUGUGGACGCAUAUGUAAUCGAAAUACCUAUACAAAACUGACAAAUGUAGUGAUAAUUAAUAAGUAAUUGUACCUAAUAAAAAUGAAACAUG